AUGAACGGCGUUCCACACUCGCAAUUGGCGCCUUUGCCUGACCAGGUGCCGUUUCGAAUUGUCUCUCCAACCAUCGGGUCUGGAGCAUACGCAUGCAUCAAGAAAGCCGCUCCCCUCAAGACCGAAACGCCUGUAUUCGCCGUCAAAUUCAUCAAUAAGUUGUAUGCUGAGAAAUAUGGCCGAAUCAAGAAGAAGCAGUUGAUGAUGGAGAUGUCGCUCCACAAACACAUUGGUCUUCACAAAAACAUCAUCGAAUUCUACGACCAUGGGUCGGACCCGGCUUGGGUGUGGAUCGCCAUGGAACUGGCUGAAGGAGGCGACUUGUUCGACAAGAUCGAGGCUGAUGCCGGCGUGACCGAAGACAUUGGCCAUGUCUACUUUACUCAACUGAUUGGGGCUGUUGGAUACAUGCACUCGAAAGGAGUGGCUCAUCGCGACAUCAAGCCAGAAAACGUGUUACUGUCGGCCGACGGUGACUUGAAGAUUGCCGACUUUGGAAUGGCAACUCUAUUCGAAUACCAUGGCAAGCGGAAACUGGCGACCACCCUGUGUGGAAGUCCACCUUACGUUGCACCUGAAGUGCUGUCGUCCAGUUCGCAAUCCGGGUGCAAAGAACCAGGCUAUCAAGCCGAUAUGGCAGACAUCUGGUCUUGUGGCGUCGUCCUGUUCGUGCUUUUGGCGGGAAACACUCCAUGGAGCAAGCCGGUUCAAGGGUGGGAUGAAUAUGGCCGUCCAAACGAGUUCAGCGAGUAUGUCCAGAGUAAUGGCAGACCGGAAGACGAGUUAUGGGAUGCGCUUCCUCCGGAGGUACUCUCGCUGCUCCGUGGAAUGAUGAAAGUUGACGUCAAGUCACGAUUUUCUCUCGAGGAUAUUCGGAGACAUCCCUGGUUCACCCGGCCGAACAGAUAUCUCGAUCAGAAAGGCCGACUGAGUGAUCCCAUCACAAUGGCCACGGACAUGUUUGAAGCACUGCACGUCAGCUUUGACGUUGACCCCUUGGCGGGGACGCAGGCAGCCCGGACGGCCGACGAUAUGGAUAUUGAUCGACCAUGCGAGUCCAAGCUGGCAGCGACGCAACCUGAAAUGCCGGGUGAAGACAUGUUGUUCGACUGGGUGCGACCACGGCAUCUGCCCUUUUCCAGCACUCAGAUUGGUAGCGGACUUGCUGCUGGCAUGUCUUCGACCCAAUCCAUCUCGACGACCAAUUUCCUCGCGGAUGAACCUUCAAUGUCACAAUUCGCAGCUACGCCCAGUGUUCCCUUGAGUCGGACACAGAUGGCCCGGAGGUUCCAAGAUAUCAUUCCAGCCUCGGGGUUGACCAAAUUCUACUCUGGUUGGUCAAUGAGCCUACUGGUGCCACACCUUCUCGAAGCCCUAAGCCGGCUGGGCGUGCCGACCCCACUGAUGCCCCGGCCUGAAGCAGACGACUUUGAAUGUAGAAUCAAAGUCAGGACUCAGGAUAGUCGAGGAUGUCCACUGACCGGAAACGUGGCUCUGGAAGUCGUUGGCGAAGGAUUGGUUGAGGUGUGCUUUGUCAAGGCCUCAGGAGAUCCUUUGGAGUGGCGGCGAUUCUUCAAGCGGAUGGUAGUUCUUUGUCAGGACGCCGUGGUCAAACCAGAGGAGUGA
Molecule: messenger RNA, 1626 nt
Organism: Capronia coronata CBS 617.96
Lineage: Eukaryota; Fungi; Ascomycota; Eurotiomycetes; Chaetothyriales; Herpotrichiellaceae
Product: CAMK/CAMKL/CHK1 protein kinase
Exons: 2
Coding region: 1-1626 (541 amino acids)
Biological process (GO): mitotic G2 DNA damage checkpoint signaling; protein phosphorylation
Cellular component (GO): site of double-strand break; nucleus; cytoplasm
Molecular function (GO): ATP binding; protein kinase activity
Source: RefSeq, a predicted model, not a curated record